GUCCGGGAGCUUCACUCUGGAGGAAGAACGUCAAGCGGGAGGGUUGGCUGACGUGGCACCGAGGGACCUACGCCCCCCAACCCCCUGUAUUUACCAACAACAGGCGUCUGUUUAGCAAACACUGUACCGUCCCAGCUGACGGGAGAAGAAAACUUCCUCUACCUCGACGAAAUAAAUGCCAAGAGACACGACGACACAAGACACGGACGUGGAGAGAAAGACGUAAGCGGACGAACGAAGAAGAAAAACAACAACAUCAUCAUCAUAAUACGACAAAAACGCGCCACGGACCUCCGCCGUCGCCUUUCUCAAUGCAUACCCUUUGUGCCCGGGGAACGAUGAAGCCAGAGAUCAACGCCGCCGUGGGAUUUCUGUCGAGAUUUCUGCGCGUAAAAGGACACGUAAACGACCGGCAGGUCCAGACGUUCAACCAAAGCUUACAGGACAUUCUGUCAGAGCAAUAUAAGCACCACUGGUUCCCAGACAGGCCAUGCAAGGGUUCAGGUUACCGCUGCAUCCGCAUCAACCACAAGAUGGAUCCACUGGUGGGGCAGGCGGGCCAGCGCAUCGGCCUGACCAUCCCGCAACUCUACUCGCUGCUGCCCAGUGAGCUCACGCUCUGGGUCGACCCCUUCGAGGUGUCCUACCGCAUCGGCGAGGACGGCUCCAUCUGCGUGCUGUACGAGUCGCAGCCCGGCCCCGUAGGAAUGCCGAUGACCGCCGGCGCCAGCGCCCCCUCAGGAAACUGUGGGCCCGUGAGCCCCAUGGUGGACAGUCACAUCAGCUGCAAGGAAGAACUGAUGGUGCUGGGCAGAGCCAGUCCCUCCAAAGCCUACAAUAUGAUGACUGUGUCCAGCUAAAGAGGCACAUCGUCACCCCGGCCUCCUUUUUGUUCAGGGUCACGCCAUGCCUGGUCAGAUCACUUGACCAGAUCAGGGUGAGCCUUUUUAAAGCUAAGAAUAUGAAAUGAAAUAGUGAAAGGAGAGAAAAAGAAAAAGAGAGGGAAAAAAAAGCAGAGGAUGUGGCCUAUCGUCCAGGUGAUGGAAACCUUGUUGGUUUUAUAUUUUUUACCGUCUCCCCCCCCAUUGUCAUCUGUUCUGUUGUGUCAUUGGAUCAGCUGGGCACUCCGUUUUUUUCCAGGAGAGGCUUUGUGGAAAUGGAACUGUUGGGGCAGCUAAAUCAACCAUCCAAACAGGAACCCCCACGGAGAGUGGCAACUCCCCCUCCCCUCGACUGUAAACAACAUGGUGAUCAGCUCCAUCUCUGAAGGGGCUGUCAUUGACUUUGCACUUUUCUUACUUGUGGUUACUAUGGGUACAUACACGUUCAACACACCACCGCAAAAAACACCAAAACCUAAAUUGUAAGCAGUUUUUAACUAGGAAUUUAACCCCCUGAAUUUCAAAAUCCACAGGGUUUUCAAUUUGCCCUUUUUUUUUUCAUGUGUUUUCAUUUUCCUGGGUUCGGAGGGAGUUGAGGUUUCAGACUCUGUCUUUCACUUUCCUAGCUCAAGGUAAAGAAACGCCCGAAUAAGAGCAUCUCUAUUUUCUAUAACAAAACCCCUUUUGGACCACAGGGCAUCAGUUUUCUUUAUCUUGUAGCUGGGAAAAGGCUUUUCAGUCUCACCUCCCACCACCACCACGACAAAGUUUCCGAAAAAUAAACGUCAUCUCAACCGUCUCUCGGCCUGUAUGUACGUGCAAGUGGAAUGUGUUGUGACACCUGUUACCUAUGGAUACCAGCGUGUCCUGUUGCACUGACGCCCUCCCAUCACCCAUGUAUGUGUAGCUUUCUGGGGGAGGGCAGGGGACGUCUCCUCCCCCCCUCCCCUUCAUUCUAAUGAAUGUUGUUGAAAUUCACAAUCAAGUUCCUGUGUUGUUGGUUCUGCCCCCCUUUUCCCACCACCUCCACCGCCACGUUGUCGUCUCCUGCAUCACCAAAAUUCUAAAAGUGUAGCAAAGGAAGAGGUGGGGUUGCUAUUUUACCCAAAAUUUUUGGUCAAGUGACCCUGUUAGAAUUGACAUUGAAUGCACUUUGACGUGAGAUUGUGUGGGAUGUGUAAAUUUUUGGAGAAAAAUCGCCUGCAUUCCAUCCAUUCGAAUGUCAUGUUUCCACACCGCUUUAAUUAGCCCCCUCCUGCCCCAUUUUUCUUCUUGCCGUUUACUCAUACUGUAGCUCCCCCACGUCGGGAUAGACGGAUGUCUAUUAAACUGGGGAGUGUGCAACUCUGGAUUUAAAACACCCGUUUUUCUUUUUAACACUGUAUUUGUGAACAUUUCAGAGCUGUUGAUUUUUGGAGCUGAGGGUAUUUUUGGUGGUAUGUGUAGACACAUUCUCAUCCGUUCACAUGGCACUGUUUGCUCUGGCAGGAGGCAGAGCCGAGCUGCCCCCCCCCCACCCACCACCGCACCGUCAAACACACACAGAUUUGUUCAGAUGGGUCUGAAAGGUCUGGACUAAGUGAUGACUGUGUGAGGUUUUGGCCAAAGGGAGGUCUGGAGCGCCGACAUGUACAGAGAUUGAUUUUUACCGUGAAUUAAAAACAACACCGGGCCUCGUCAGCCUUCUAUUUCCAUUAGGUCUUUCCAAGGUCUUUGAAAAAAAGGAGAGACUUCCUUUCGUGUGCGUUUCAAGGUGCACUGCCUUAUGGAGACCUAAUUUUACAUGAAAUAUGAGCCAUUUGUCAUUUUAAACUGAUAUCAGGCGCAUGUGAGCCAGCCUGGUGCAUUGCGCUGCCCAGACCCUCACUGGAGGUGUCCUCUUUCCAGUCUGGCAGCGUUAAAUCUGCCCCCCCCCCCCCCCCCACUACCACCUCCCCUCCUUGUGUCGGGGUUAGAGUGCCUCAAGUGCUACAUAUCACCCCUCAGCUCAGACCUCCCGUUCAGACGAAAGCAAGCCAGAAUGCUAGCUGCUAGCUGACCCCCUGUGGAUGAAGGUAGACUUAAUGUGACACAUAUCAUCAUCCGUUACUGUGGGGAGCUGGGUAAGGACGGCGGGGGGUACGGGGAGCUGGCGUGAGAGGAGGAGGGGGGGGGGGCCAGGGCCGGACUCCUUUUGUCCAGGGCAGCUAAAAUCCCUCCAGCCCCCCCCCCCACCACUUCUGGACCUGUUCAACAUCCAGCAUCCCCCCCACCCUGACCAGAAGCCCUCGACCCUCCCACAACAGUGAUGGAUAAAAAAAACCAGCACACGCGCUUGGCGUGCUCACGCUGCACUAGGGGGGUGGGGCUAGUGGGAGACGAGGAAGCGUGGAAUCGAAGAUGAAGAAUUGGGGGUUACUAGGCCGUUGUUUUCCUGUUUUCAUCUCAGUGGAUUCCGCUGCACUUGAUUACGGAGUUUGAGUAGCAACUGUUUACAUGCAUAUGUAAGGAUGUGAUGGCCGUCUCACGUCCCUCAACUUCGCUCCUGGUUCUGGGGUGGAGUGGCAAACGGCGAGGCCCGAACAGAUGCGGGGGUGUCCGCUACCGGUGUUUCUCGACUCUCCGCCGCUGGCCAAAUCUGUCACGGCACGCUGGUUCGCCACUCAUCAUCAGACCUAUGGGUGUCUAAGCUCCAACUAAGCCUGAGAGGAUCAUGGGUAAUAGAGCUAUAGCCUUUGACGCACUGCAACCCCCCUAACGCCCCCUCCCCCACUCCCCUGCUCUCUGCUGAUACUCCCUUCAGCAAUCUGUGAAAAGCAGUGGUUCCAUGUUGGCCAGGCGGAGAGGAGCUGGCUGGGAAGAGAGCCCAGCGCUUUGGUUUCCACGGUGAACACCCCUUUUAAAAUCACACUGCUCCUUUAUCCCAUAUUUUAUGGCAUGUGACAAGAUGUUUUUGAGAUUGGUCUAUAUUUCGGAACGCGGGAUGAUCGUCUCGUCUCACUUCUCUCUUGAUGUAUUUUAUGGUCACACUGGUAGAUUUUUGUCAUCUUCCCUCUCUGCCGUCCCCAAUUUCUCCUCUUCAUCCUCUUUUUUUAAGAGGAUUUUUUUUAAUUUUUAGUCUGGUGAUCUAACCCACUUUUAACCGACUUUGUUUUUAGAGCUACAAAAUUUCAAAAAGUUAAAUCCAAAAUCCCCUGCGACGCCUUCUCAACUGUACUGCCAUCAUCCGAAAUGGUUCAAGUGCUCGGUAAUAUUGAAUAUUUAAAUGGCAUCCAUUCAGCUUGUGCGCACAUAGGUUACAGAAUUGUCGUGAGAGUGCUUUUUGAGUAGUCAGAGGUAAAAUAGCACAUAAAAUGCACUAAAUAUGUCAAGUUGAAGUUGUGACUUUUCUUUUCGAGACGCGAGAAGUCUCUCCUGGAAUGUAUUGCCAAACUCAGGCCUCGGACAUUCAAUAAAUACCCUUAUGGAAAAGUUGUGCAUGUUAAGACAUGAAACAGGAAGGGAACAGCAUUUUUGUUGUUGUUGUUGUCGUCAAUAUCGUCAUCGAUUAGUUGAAUUAUUGCCACUUUCACAUUUAAGGUGUUUUGCAUAUUGUAGAAUGUAUUGUAACUGUACAACAAAAUGGUAGAGUACAUAACAUUACACAUGGGAAGUGCCAAUAAUUGCUAUCCUGAGGUGUUUUUAGGUGUAUUCCUUUUUUUGUAUGUCAUCUUUUAACAUGGAUAUUGCUUUUUCGUAAGUGAAGCCAUUUGUGAUGGGAGUGUUGGCAAGGACCAAAGUUGUUUUGGUAAAAAAAUAUUAGUUUCCAUGAUCUGUAAGUGUAGACGUAUCCUUUGGGGUUUUUUUCCGCUUCUUUUGUUAUUUUUUUUUCCUUUCCAGUUUUUUCCCUUUUUUUCUAUUUACGUACAAAACCAGAAAAAAAUAGACAAAAAAAUCUGAGCUUACCCAAGAAGAAAAAGCUGUCUAUCUUGUGAUCUCAUGUCAGUACAUCUUUCUCGUGUUCAGUUUCUUUUUCCUUGGGUAUGUUGUGAUGAACUGCUGUAAAUUUGUACAGUUCAUGUAAAUUGAUUGUGCGGAAGUUGUACAGAUUUCUAUAUUUUGGAAGAAAAAGUUUUUUUUUUCUCUGUAAUAAAAGAUUUCCUAUCUUGGCAUCAUA
Molecule: messenger RNA, 5016 nt
Organism: Scophthalmus maximus (turbot)
Lineage: Eukaryota; Metazoa; Chordata; Actinopteri; Pleuronectiformes; Scophthalmidae
Gene: btg1
Product: B-cell translocation gene 1, anti-proliferative
Exons: 2
Coding region: 312-860 (182 amino acids)
Biological process (GO): negative regulation of mitotic cell cycle; negative regulation of cell population proliferation
Cellular component (GO): cytoplasm; nucleus
Source: RefSeq, a predicted model, not a curated record